CCCAGGAUGGCAGUGUCUGUCUAGAAGGCUGGCACCAGUGCCCGUCAGAGGGCGGUUGGGCUCGCACGUGUACCGAGCGUCGCUGCUGCCGUGUGCCAGUCAGUGCAACCUCUGGCCUUCCUCCUCUAGCACUGUUGACAGCACUACGGACUCGCAUUCGACACUCCUAGUGGAAAGAUAAACUUGUAACACAUGGAACUAAAGUAUCAGCAGUGAGAACAUUGGAAUAAUUCAGCACUGCUUGAACAUCUUCCCCUGGUCCAAUCUUCACAGUUACAGCCUCCUCCCUUCAGUGCCCUACUGAUAUUCCUUAUAUUCUUACACGUCAUCUCGCUGCAGCUCCUCUCUCCUGCAUUCUCCUGGUAUUUUCUUACCUCCCCGUUCCCUCUCCUCAUCCUCCGUACCAUUCCCUUCCUCAUAUUUAAUACAUUCCUAGCCUUCUCUUCACCGUUCCUCCCACUUCAUUAAUAAUAGUUUAAUUUAUCUAUAGCUUAGUUAUAAUUACUCUGGACUUUUCAUUUCUGUAAACUGAUAACACAAGCCAGCUGUUGCAUCAAGCCAGUGAUAAAUACACGAGAUCUAGUUUUGCUUGUAAUCCUAUCUACCAGUCACACACAAACUGACAAAAACCUUAACCCAACAGCUGGUUAUCUCUUCAUCGCAAAGCUCUUGAACUUUCUUGAAAUAGUUAUAAUAAUAGCAGAAACUCAUCUAUUCCAAAACAUCUGACUUUCCUUGUCCUUCACUCUAACUUUCCUGGUAGAACAUACAUUCCCUAUUUCACACAUAAUUUACUCAACUUUUACUCUGAUUUCCCCCACCCUUAACUUCAUCCUCAUCACUAUAACCCCUUUUUCAUUCCUCCUCAACCUCCCCUAACCAGGAGAACACAAGAAGAGGGAAGCACUGCAGUAGGCUUACUGGCCUAGCUAGCAUCUCCUCACCCAGGCCAGAGAAGGAACACUCACAGCCUAAGACUUCGAAACAUAAACCUCAAGUCUGCCUCCUGGGGUCGAGUUGAGUGACGUCAUGUGAUCAGUGGGCCGAGCAAGAUGGGCUGUAAGGGAUCCAAGUCGAAGAAGAACGCCUACGCUAGGGUCGCUCAGUACCAGAAAGAGUCGUGGGCGUUAGAGCGGUCUGUGCGACGUGCCCCGGAGCCCCUUGACUGGGGGUUAGCGCCCCCCAGCUGCCUUACGCCGGCUUCCCUACACAAUCUACUGACAGAUGGAUUCUAUGCCCCGUACUCUGCCAAUCCAGAGUACCUCUUGGUUGUGGACUGCAGGGCUCCCAGAGCCUUCACCCGGCGGCGCUUGACAACUGCGCGCUGGUGCGGCGCCUUGCACACUGCGCCCCCGCCAAACCUCGUCAACAACAUCGUACUGUAUGACGAUCGACCGCGCACUGCUCGGCCCCAGCCAGGUGACACUGACCCCUUGGCUACCCUCUACCAUGACCUCCGACGUCAGAAGCUGGACCCCUUGGUGCUACUGGGAGGGUGGACUGUGCUGGAAGCAACGUGCCCACAUCUGUUGGAGGGGGGCGAGAGCGCUCCCACGCCUGACCCCAUGCCUUGGUACCCAGCUCAAAUAGUUCCAGGGUUGUUGUACCUUGGACACGCGGAGAUGGCGUCUGAUCCGCAAGUGUUAACGGCUCUGCGUGUCACCCAUAUUGUGGAUGUGACCGAGAGCCUACCUCCUCGCGUCCUUCCUUCUAUGAACUAUCUCGUCGUUCCUGUACCCGAGGAGCCUGACUGUACUGAAAAAGGCGAGACGAAUGGUGGCACUGACCUCCUUUCCUCUCUGCCAACUAUCAUGGCGUUUGUGGGCGAGGCACGAACCUACGGAGGGUGUGUGCUAGUGCACUGUGAUCAGGGCCUUACUCGCGCCGCCGCCGUCGUCAUGGGCAUACUGAUGGCGGAGCGACAAUCUACCCUGGAAGAUGCCUUCUACUAUGUGAAGGGUGCGCGCUCUGCUGUCCACCCCAAUGCUGGCCUGCUGCAUCAGCUGGCCAGAUACGAGACUGUGUUGUUUGGUGCCUCUCUUACCCAGGUGGAAGACCUCUUCUGACCUGCACUCACUAUCAUCUUCCUCCUCAUCCGCUGUCCUGAAACCCACUGCUGCCACCAAUGCAGUUCAUGAUGUUGAUGCUAUUUAUAAACUUUUGUACCGACAAUGAUUAUCUUAUUUUAAAAUUGAGUCUGCACAUAUCGGCAGUAUAUUGCAGCCUUUGGAUCCCUGAGGGGUCAUCGUCAGCCUUGUUGUCUAUAGGACGCAGUGUUAAUGACGUCUCUCGAUGCUCAUCGUCCUUGGUCGGUCAAGUGAUACCGACAUUUGUUUGUCUUUCAUGUUCAUAAACAAAAGGAGGUAAAUUAUUAGUCAAAAUUAUUUUGUAAAUUUUUAAACUUGAGGCCACCACUGUCAAUAGUUUGCCCAUGUUUAGAUUUCGCCUACCUAAAUGAGUAGAGUAGGGUUUGAAAGUAGUUCUCUAGGAAAUAUAAUAUACUAAUUAUAUUUGUAGAUAAAAAUAAAAGAGAAACUUACAUAUAGUUAGAAUAAUUUAUCAAUCUGACUAUGAUAUGCUUCGUUAUGCAGAUGUUUCAUAUCUGACCACAUCUUUAUGGGCCCUUGUAGACAGACGAUUGCAGCUAAGAUUAUUGGACAGUUCCUUCAUACAACUUAAAUCGUAGCUUUUGUCUAUUUAACAAACCUUAUGUCAGAUACAUAUUCGCACCGAGAGCUAUUUCACAAUAGUGUCUCGGUAGCAUGAACGAUGGACUGACAAAGUUUUUCUCACGCCCUAAGUCUCACUGUUGAUAUUACACAUCUACGCUGUUGACAAUAUAUGUGGACGAGGUCAGGUCUGCCACCCAUCAGUCGUAUCAUUGCUAACUGAUGGUGUUCUCGUUGCAACAACAGGCUGCUCGAGGGAAUCAUCCUUUGUUGCAGGUACUAAUUAUUAACACCUCUUACACCUAGUGUUGUGUUGUAUUUUUUUGUAUAUAACCAGCCGUGGUCAACAGUGGAAACCUCUAUGAAUGCUAGUCUGAAGUCAGUGGCGCAGGUGGGCUAUUACAAGUGCUCGGAUCACGAGGACGUAUCCAAGACUACCAGGGGGCAAUCAAAAACAACUCCUUAGAAGACUCAUUCACUACCUGCAACAAAAAUUGUGCUACGUGCAAAGAAAACAUUGUACACUGGGUGGAUUGCUGCUCAGAGUUCCUAGUACCUUUCGAUUUAAAAAGGUCUUAAGAAACGAGUACUUGUGUUGUAACGAUGCCUCAGCACAUGAAGAUUUAACAUCUUUUCACUCUUGUUAGGCUGGUAACUGUAAAUGGCAGUAAAUUUAAGUUCACUGUGGUCAGAGCUGUAUUGUGACACUAACCAAGAAACAGUGAUGGCCCACAUAAAAUUAUCUUUAUUACUCUUUCAAAAAUACGCCAAAGACCUACCCAGAGGAAUUUUGGUGUUUCUAACAGCGACAUUGAGUUGGAACACCCGUCUGUUCUUCAAAAUGUCUUUGUUGGAAAAUAAAUCGUUUCACCAAGCGGCGACAGCGAAUGCUGAGCCUGGUGUGGUCUGUUAAUAAUUAUCAGCUCCCCACCUCACUGUGUCUUAUUUUCUAAUACUGAUAUUAAAUACGACUGAAUAAUGUCAGGGUUACUGUUAGUUUUUUCUAUUGAGUGACAGUAAACAGUAAGUUAAUCUCCUCUCGUGCUUCUAGUUGUUCAUUUACGUCAGUUAUAGUUAUAGAUGCCUGACUGUUGUAUCUAGUUUCACCUUAUAUUCAUGCCUCUUGAUAACUAAAGAAACAUCAGAAGUCGUUUUAUUUACAUUUUGCCUCUAUGCUUUUCUUGCAGAGAUUAAACUUUCUUAAUACAUACCAAAAUGUUCUUGGAUUCCACUGCAUGUGUUCCAGGACUCUACUGCAUAUGCUCUUGAAUGCCACUGCAUAUGUUCAUGGAAUCUAUCGAACGUGUCUUGGAUUCCGUUGCAUGUGUUCUUGGAAUCUCUUGCAAAUAUAUUUGAUUCCUUUACAAUGCUAUUGGAUUCCAUUACAGAUGCUUUUGGAUUCCAUUACAGGCGUUCUUGGAUACCAUUAGAUAUUCGUCGAUCCAUUAUAUACACAAAACUGACCUUAAUAGAAUAGCAUUAGACUAGUAUAUAUACAUAUAUGUGCAUUUCCAGAGUGACCAACUUAAUCCACAGUAAGAAGAGCACAUCAAUGUCAAAACAACGGAGGAACGUAGACAAUACCUCCGCCUUCCUAAAUACGUGUCAAAAGUCGCAGCGUAGUAGCCAGAACAUAGUGGAACAAAAGGCAGAUCACCUCAAGAUUCACCCCCUCUCGUCCAUGGAAAGCAAGGAAAUAUAGCUAUCUAAUAUUUGGUCUGCGAAACAUAGCAACCUAACUUUGCUAAUCCUGAUUCCCAGUCCCUAGACCCAUAUUGUGCCUCUGUAAUCUUUUGACUACCGCCCACGGGAUGGAUAUGGACUGCAAAAUAAAGCUAUAAAACUAACCUGACUAAAAUUUAUGUAAUAUAAAAUAAUUUACCUAUUUAAGAAUUUGCAUAACUAUAUUCCAUUGUUUUACUUGGGGUGGUGAAUCUUGAGGUGUGUGCAAAAAAAGGCUUAACAAUAUACCGUAGUUUUUGGUAAGUCUCAUUAAACUGUCCAUAUUUAGACUACAAACUUGGGCAAUAGUUUACGACCGCUGCUCGACCGAUUUCGUCCAUUAAUUAUAUUUUUAACUGUAAAAUAUUAAGUUGCUAUUGCAGCUGAGAUAGUAUUUUGAUGUGCAAAUUGUAAAAAAAAAAAGUAACCAAACCAGACAAUGCCCUAACGUAACCUAAUCUUAAGUACGACGUCGGCACUGGAGUCUUUGUUGACCUUCGGCCAGGCGCGUGACAACUAAUUACUAAGCGUUGACUAGCUCAGACGUGCUGCUCAUCCAAAAAUGUAUUAUUUUCGCUAUCUCCAGCAACGACAAUUAAGAUACUAUUUUUGCUAUUUCCAAAGAUAAUAAUUUGCACAAGAAAUACUUAUUCCGUAGCGUUCAUAGGUUGUAUGUAUUGUAAAUUUUAAACUAAUUCCCGAGUUCCGCCGAGCAGUAGUCUGUACUUUAGCCCAAACUUGUACAGUGAGAGAUGUGUAUAUGGAUGCAUGAAGGAGUAAAAUGGGUGAUACUUUUGUAUUAAUGUCUUGUGCCUGGUCCCUUGUCCUUGCACACAUCCCAUGCACUGGCUCGUCCGGCCCUUGUGGUGCUACAGGCAAGUCUUGCGUACAUGAAUAGAUCACUGUAUGUCACAACCACCUUCACCUGGAACCUCAACCAUUAUCUCUCCUUCCCUGUGUAACUGCCUAUUUUCGAAUACCUAUUUGAGUUUGCGGACGCGAGCUCUAGCUCUUGGUCUCGCCUUCUGACUUUCGACCGUGAAACAGAUUGAUUAUAUUUUCUAAAUAUUCAAGAAAAAUUUCGUUGACCUAUCUAGUUCCUGUAUCUAAGACUAGAAGGUAGGCUGGCCCCCACUGUAGAUAAGCAGAAAUAUAAACACAUUUAAAACAGUUGCCUUUAGAGUGUAGGCACGAUUGUAUCUAAUAGUGCGAGACUUCAGUUGGAGGGCGUAACGUCGACAGGUAAAAGACAACUUCUCGAUCACGAUAUAUACACCGUGAGGAGUAUCGUAGUGUAUAUUCGUCGAGACUUUACAGUAAUCACUAUUUUGGGGAUUUGUGUCGAUUGGUGAUAAACAGUUAACAUGCAGAUUUUAACAUUUAAGAGAAACUUUAUCCAAAUUAAUACUUUCUCUGUUUUUGCGUGAAACUUUGGCGCACAAAAGAUCGUUCUUUAUAACUGCAAAUCACUGAAGGUCCGUCAUCCCACACUUCCCCAAGGAAACCAGAGAAAAACUUACGCAAACUCUUAGAAAGGUUACAUAAAUUAUGUUUAUUUUCAUUUUGCUUAAAUUUUAGCGAGUUAAGGUUAGUCUGACAAGUUACUUUUGGGGCAAAUAAAACACAGUGAAACCCAAAAUCUGAAUACGGUAACUAUAUUUCACUACUGCUUGGGGAGGGGUAAAAAUCUACAUGUAGCAUAUUUUUUUUUUAUUCGCCGGUACUCUCCGGCCCGGGUCUUUUCCAAUAGUGGUGACCCGGCCUAUUUGACCCGGCCUAUAUUUGAACAUUAGCGAUACAAAUAGAAAUGUUUUUGGUACAAUAUACUAACAAUUAUCAAUGGACAUGCAAACAAAAAUACAAAUUUAUGAUAUAUUGUAUACAAAUUAAAAAUAUUCAAAUAACUUUUAUCGUGAAAAAAGCUAUCAGGCGGCAAACUAAAACAUCUUCGAAGAGAAAGGAAGAAAAACCGUUUUGGCACUGUACCGGCAAUUGUAUUAAGAAAUCGGAAAAGGAGAUCUAUUGACGUAGCGAGCGAAAAACCCGAUAUAAGUUAUUUUUUACUUUAUAAUUCAGUAGUAUAAAUCCUAAGGUAGGUUAUUUAUACCUCAAAUUUAUUGUGCAAUCGAUAUCUAUUGUAAAAUUAAUGCUAUUGUAAAAAAAGACUAACUUGUAAUACAAAGAUUACUGUAAAACAAUUAUAAAAAAUCUUAUUCAAAUGACUUGAUUUGUGGCGUAGUUAUUUGAUCCUCGGCAUUUCUGAUUAACCUACAAGCAUAAAAAAUUAAAUCAUAAAUAAGAAUCCCUUCAAAGUUGUAAUAGCUGCGUUAGUUAAUAUUUUACUACCGGGUUCUUGAACCUAGCGAUAGUCAUUUUUCAUGCACUGGGGAGAAAUACACGUAUCUCGAUUUUUUUUUUUUCGUGCUGCAAAAAAAAGUAAUCAAACCUAAAUUCAACCUAGUUUACAAGUUAAUUUCUAGGGUGGGUUAGGGUGGUUUAAUUAGAUUACGUUUUACCAAAAAAUAGAUUUUGUUUCGGCUGUACAAAAUAUAACUAGCAAUAUAACUAGCACCAUCGAUUAAUCUAAAUAAUGUCAGAGAAUUUACAUAAUUAAAAAUUUCGGCAAUAACGUAAACAUUAGCCGCUGCAUUUUAUAUGUGAAGUAAUACACCAGUACUGUAUUUACGAAUCUUUCGGUACGAAGACUUAUCACAAAUGAACCAAGAAUUUAAGUAAUGACACGGAGCACUACCAAGCAGGGUUAUGACUCAUGAUACUCCCUUCCCCCAAUCAAAAUCAAUCAAAAUCUUUCACUCGCACAAAGCUAACUGGACUAACAGUUUUUACCUCUUCCCCUUUCACUUCACAAAUGGUGUACACAGUUUUUCAUACUUUGAUGUAAGGCUAACCAUUAUUGUCUUGCAUCCUUCCGAAAUUGAAGCUGCCGCUCAUUUGAUUGAAACAGCCCGAUAAUUUUCAGCAUGUAUUAAUGAUGUUGGUAGAAUUAAAGACAUAGUUAGGUAAACCUAAGGACACUCGCCACUUUAGUUGCACAUGUGUCCUUUUACCUAACUUUUAACAUAAUAUGUUAGUUUCUCAAUUCUCAUAACAUUAACCACUGAUCAUUUAAUAGGCCCUAGGACGGACUAUGGCUCAUUUACAUACAGGCGCACGAGUGACUCAUAUUAAUGAGAUAAAUGAGGAUGAGAGUACAAGCCGACGCUGGCAGAUGAAGAAAGAACUACUGAGAACUCGUGACUAAGUCUCUGUUGUCACUGUUACUCCUUUUGUACAACACGCUGCUAGGUUGAAAGAGAUUUUAUGUAUAUUUCGAAGUUCAUAUCAAUCAAACGGCCAGCAUCUCAACUGUGGCGUUGCUUGAAGCUUUUAGACAAGUGGAGUGUCACUACACUUCAAAAUUCACAUGAUUUUAUACCAAACAGCUUCUCCCUUUUUUCCGGGUCUGAUGAGAGUACUCCUUACCUGCAUGUUGGUGCUACCUACGACGUACAAUUUAAUCACCACAGAUCCUGCAUGCUGAAGUCUUUUUAGAUUGUGCCGUAAAUCUUAGCAACAUCCUACAAGUUCUAUCUCUUGCUUGUAGUGGUAUGAUAAACGUAAUUGGUUAUACUGAGAGCAAAUAAAUUACACUAGUUUUAGGAUGCUCGAGGACCUUCUCAAUCCAUUAUACAGUACAUGAGACAUUUGUAAACUUACAACUAGUGAGUGAGUGAGAGUGAGUGUGUGUGUGUGUGUUACUUGUAUUUCACGGCCAAUACCUGUACGUAAAGAGUUACGUUUCUCGGGAAUUUAUCACGUACAAUGAUCAGCCAUUAGUGUUUUGUUGCGUAGUGCCCCUCAUUGUGCGCGUACAGUCCAGCAGCUACCCAGACGAGGUCAGUUUGUAUAACCUGGACUUAGCACGUUCUGCGACUCUAGUAAUCGGCACACAUGCACCUGUCUAGCGAGCGGUGGACUGUGGUGUUCUACACGUCAGGAAAAUGUCUUCCGGCGUGGAUCUUUGUCAGAUGACUUGCUCAGUAAUAAAGUAACCGCUGUCAUACUAAUGCCGGGUAUCAGUGGUUAAGUAAUCGCUUGCUUACCGGCGUUCUAUAACUGUGGCUAAGCAUCCGCUGGUGUACCCGAGCAAGUUUUACCACCUCACUGAAAAGCAAAAGGAUCGCUAAAUUAGUAGCCUACGACACCAUGCAGUGCGCGGCUUGUGUUUUCAAAGGCAGACUACAUUCCUGACUGUGAUAUGGAGGUGGUGCCCGGUAUGUUUGCGUACAGCCUAUUUGAGGGAGCUGAUAUACAUGCAUAUACGUUCUACACAGUAAAACUGCUACACAGCGCAUAAUUGGCGUAUGUCGUACGUGUUCUCUGAGUCAUGACAUGGUGUGAUCACUUGACCCACCAACUAGUGUACCAGCAUCAAUAUCUUUGACGUAUAUGCUAGGCUGUACUCUUCUAGUAAAUACCAUUGCUGCUUCAAAACAUGAGUCACAUCUCAUGCGCCCCUCUCAGAUUAUUAUUAUAUUAUAAGGGAAAUGCUAAACCCUUAGGGAUCAUUCAGCUCCAGAAGAAUGGGAAAUAAUCAGGUUUAACUCAAACCAGAUGGUAGCUUCUAUUCCUUUGAUCAAUGAAGGUUCCAGCAUAGAUGCUUAACUCGUGUUCUGAGGUGAAGGGGCCCCUUCCACAGUCCUGAAGUGUGCUUGUUAUUCUAUUCGUCAGGGACAUGUUGAGGUGAUUUGUUAUAUCCUGUGCCGAGUCUUUAUGAAUAUGUCGAGUUGAGACUAAAGGAAAGAUUUGUUUCAUGUCACGUGAGGAAAAUGUAGCCUUGCAGCAACACUGUGGCUAAGAUAACUUAUGUCUUAGCACGUAGACUAAGGUGACCAAUAAAGUCUUACUACUGAGGUUAAGGUGGCCGACAAGUUCUUACUACUGAGGCUAUGGUGACCACUAAGGUCUUCGCACUAAGACUAAGGUGGUUUGUAAAGCCCUAGUACUAAGGUUAGUCGACUUGAGAGAGCUCAAGCAAAGCAGUGGGAGAUUAAGACUCGUACUUAAGAAGCGAUGUAUCGAGUCCAAAAACAAGGCUAAUGAGACCUAUGCUGCGGCUAAGAUAAUCUAUAGAAAGUUAUAUAGAGUGUAAGGUGAUUUCAAGGUCUACUGAGGCAAUUUAGUGGCCUGUCGAGUCCGAUACUGAG
Messenger RNA from Cherax quadricarinatus, 9598 nucleotides. Its product is annotated as dual specificity protein phosphatase 2. The record is from RefSeq and is a predicted model, not a curated record. Gene Ontology annotation, biological process: protein dephosphorylation; negative regulation of MAPK cascade. Gene Ontology annotation, cellular component: cytoplasm. Lineage: Eukaryota; Metazoa; Arthropoda; Malacostraca; Decapoda; Parastacidae. Gene Ontology annotation, molecular function: MAP kinase tyrosine/serine/threonine phosphatase activity; protein tyrosine/threonine phosphatase activity; MAP kinase tyrosine phosphatase activity.